Phodopus roborovskii (desert hamster) is the source of this 2257-nucleotide messenger RNA. RefSeq names its product motile sperm domain containing 1 (gene Mospd1). NCBI's taxonomy places the organism in Eukaryota, Metazoa, Chordata, Mammalia, Rodentia, Cricetidae. Gene Ontology annotation, cellular component: cytoplasm. The transcript has 6 exons. The record is from RefSeq and is a predicted model, not a curated record. Bases 252 to 893 code for a protein of 213 amino acids.
UCACCCACCCUCCUGUUGAGACUCAUCCUCCUGGGCGGGGAGAGGUGGCAGUCGAGUCCUCCCAUAUCCCAGCAGGCAGUGCAGUCUGGAGAAGCUGACAAAGGAGCAAGGAGCAGUCGCAGCUGCUUUGCAAGGAGCCACGGUUAGUGAGAUUGCCAAAAUGCUUUGGAGUUUUUAACAGGAUCUAAGAAAGUCCAAAAUAGAUUCGAGACUGUAAAGACGGAAGCUGCAGCAAGGGGGAUUCAGUGCCAAUGCAUCAACAAAAAAGACAACCAGAGUUAGUGGAAGGAACUCUUCCUGUUUUUGUGUUUCCCACGGAGCUGAUAUUUUAUGCAGAUGAUCAGUCAACACAUAAGCAAGUGCUGACGCUGUACAACCCCUAUGAGUUUGCCUUAAAGUUCAAAGUUUUAUGUACGACUCCAAAUAAGUAUGUUGUUGUUGACGCCGCAGGUGCAGUGAAACCUCAGUGCUGUGUGGACAUUGUGAUUCGUCACAGAGAUGUUCGAUCCUGUCACUAUGGUGUGAUAGACAAAUUCCGCCUCCAAGUCUCAGAGCAAAGCCAGAGGAAGGCUUUAGGAAGAAAAGAGGUUAUCGCUACUCUUCUCCCAUCUGCAAAGGAACAACAAAAGGAAGAAGAGGAGAAAAGAAUAAAGGAACAUUUAGCGGAAAGUGUAUUUUUUGAGCAGUCAUGUCAACCAGAAAACAGAACUGUGUCUUCAGGACCUAGUUUGCUAACUGUCUUCCUGGGAGUGGUGUGUAUUGCGGCCCUGAUGCUGCCUACUCUGGGGGAUAUGGAAUCGCUGGUGCCUCUCUACCUCCACUUAAGUGUGAAUCAAAAAUUAGUGGCUGCUUAUAUCUUAGGUCUUAUCACAAUGGCUAUACUUAGAACAUGAGCAAGGAUUAAAACUGACGUCUGAAGUAAAUUUAUCUUAAAUACGAAUGUGGACUGCCUUUUAUCUCUAUUUCACUCCAUUAACACACUACAAAAUAUUGAAUGAUUUCAAGUAACUGCAAAUGUGUAAUAUAUAUUUUCAAUUAGUCUAUAAUUUUAUUUGAAGGACUCUAGCACUUUAUGUUACAGACAGCAAAAAUAUACUUCUGAGUGAUACAUAGGGAAUUAUUUGAAGAAAUUCUUUUUAAAAUCUAUACCUAUUGUGCUAAUAACUUUAAAUGUUAUUUUUCAUCUCUUUUGGUCUAAUUCACUUUGAUAAGGGUCGUGGGUCCUUCAAAGUUGAAGGCCUAAACAAGCAACUGACCAGCUUGAAGAUAAAAUGACAUUUAUUGCCUAGACCCAAGCAUCAACAUUACUAUGCAUAUCAUAAAUCUUCCUCUGCCAUUGCAAGGAGUUGCUGUAGUGUAUGUUACAGUCAGUAUGUAAGAGAGUUGAGAAAACAAGGUACAUUCUGAGGGCUCUCAGAACACAAGUUGUAUUUAAAUCUAAAUCAUCUUAUGAACCACAGACCAGGCUGUGCUCUGGAUACCAGGCACCUCAUAGAAGCAGUCUGGUGUCUCUGUUUGGCCUGAGAGUUCUAAAAGAAGGUAGGCACUUUUUUUAAACUUGAUUUGUUCGUCCUAGCUUUUAUGCUGGUUAACCCUUAAUGAUAUUAAGGGGAAAUCACCUUUUGAUUUUCUCUCAAGUCCCUUGCUUGCCUGAGUGUAAGUGACUUGCCCUGGUUGGGAAUGUCAGAUGACAGUUUCCAAGGCCAUGAUUUUUUUCACCUUCAAACUCUAAGCCAAGUAGAGAAAGACCUAGAUAUCUGUGUCUAUUUUGUAUCAGUCACUGAGACAUUUUAAAGUUUUUAUUUAUUGAAAUAAUUACCAAAAAAUGUCCCCUAAGCACAACUAUUUCCAUUUCUUUAUAGCAUUUUCUGACCUCUGACAUCUGUGCAGUUUUAACUGUUCUUGUCACAGCAACUGAUCUUUAUUGUCCUAGAAUUUUUAUCUGAAAGCACAAUGCAUCGAGUCUCUUGAAAAAUAGAUUUCUCUUUCAGCUCUUUUUAAUAAACUUUAUGCACUGCUAAUGUAGCAUUCUCAAGGAAUAUAUGUAAACACAAAUGUAUGCCUGAAGUUGAAUUUUUGCAGGAAACAGUACUCUGCUUCUAGAAGCUUUUUGUCUAGUAUUUCAUAGAAAAUCAUUGUUUAACCAUUUGAGGAGCAUAAAUCAUUCAGUGGAUCAUGUCUGUACAUUGUAUAAUGACUGAAAAGCACAUAAAUGUAAUCAACUUUGAACUCAUAAAAACAUGUUUGUGAGGUUCUA